AUGUCAAACGAUUUUCCGUUCGUGACGGCAAAUGGGUUCAAUCUCAGCAACUGCAAAGAUUCGCUAUUGAAGGUCGGUAUCAUCCAUCCAUCCCCAGAUGAAGCUUUUCUACAAUGUGCAACUCAAGACCCUGGAUCCGGACAAGUCUUCGCUCACUGCCCCAACAACCGCCUUUCCGAUGUUGAUCAAUACGUGGAAUCCGCACAGACCGCAUUCCUCAAGUACAGAGAUACAAACCCCCGAGAGCGAGCCAAAUUGCUUUUGAGCUGGCAUGGCCUGAUUACCAACUCACGAAGCGACAUCGCGAAACUUAUAGUCCAUGAGACAGGCAAGCCGAUGUCAGAAGCUCUGGGUGAAGUAGACUACGCCCAAGGCUUUGCAUGGUGGUUUUCCGGCGAGGCUGAGCGCGUCCGGGGCUCAGUAGCGCAGCCGUCCGUCUCGAACAGACGUACACUGGUGAUCAAGCAACCUAUCGGUGUCAGCGUCGCCUUAGUACCCUGGAACUUCCCUGUUGCGAUGAAAAUCCGCAAGGCUGCCGCGGCUCUCGCUGCUGGCUGCACAAUGAUCAUCAAGCCAUCGCCUGAGACUCCACUCAGUAUCCUUGCGCUCUCAGACCUAGCCUUAAGGGCCGGGUUCCCACCGGGAGUCUUGAACAUUAUUACGACAGACAACGAGAACACCCCCACAGUGAGUGAGAGAUUAUGCAAGCAUCCGGUCGUGCGUAAAGUCACAUUUACCGGCAGCACUGCUGUUGGCUCUAUCAUCGCGAAACACUGUAGUGAUGGGCUAAAGAAGGUCACUCUCGAGCUGGGUGGUAACUGUCCAUUCCUAAUUUUCGACGACGGUGAUCUUGACCAAGCCCUGGCCGCACUAAUGGUCUUGAAGUGGCGUACCGCCGGACAGGCAUGCACACACGCCAACAGGGUCUACGUCCAAAGUGGCGUUUACGAGAAGUUCUUGUCGAUGCUAGUUAACGCCACGAAGAAAAUCCAAGUUGGCCAUGGUGCGGCCCCCAACACCACGAUGGGAGCCUUGACCACCACUCGCGGCUUGAUAAAAAUGGAACAACACAUUACCGACGCAAUUUCUAAAGGCGGAGAGGUUGUAUGUGGUGGGAAUAGGUUGACAAAUUUACCAGGAAACUUUUUCGCGCCCACGAUCAUUUCCGGAAUGACGUCUGCCAUGCUGACGAGUCAAGAGGAAAUCUUUGGCCCGCUUGUUGGACUGUAUCGCUUCGAGACAGAAGAGGAAGCUGUCCAGAUGGCGAACGAUACUAGCAUGGGCCUUGGAGCAUAUUUCUUCACCAAAGAUACAAGUCGCACGUGGAGGUUGCUUGAGAGUCUUGAGGCCGGAAUGGUCGGGAUGAAUACAGGAAAUGCUUCUGCAGCCGAGUCGCCUUUUGGGGGUAUCAAGGCUUCCGGGUAUGGAAAGGAGGCAGGCAAAGAUGUCGCGAUAGAAGAGUACCUGAUUUCGAAAACUGGGACUUUGACUGUUGAUCCAAUGUCGAAGUUGUAG
Molecule: messenger RNA, 1515 nt
Organism: Penicillium salamii
Lineage: Eukaryota; Fungi; Ascomycota; Eurotiomycetes; Eurotiales; Aspergillaceae
Source: the annotation of a GenBank genome assembly